AGGCGCUGAGCUGUGCAUUCGGCAGUGUUCUCUAGUGAUGCGAGAGGAGCGUGUAUUGGAGUCAACUAACUGGCUACUGCCAACGAGUGGAGAUUUUCGCCUCAUCCCGGCUGGAUAUUCUAAUGCUUUUAGUUCUGCUGCAUUCUGACAUGAACUGCUUCUUCUUAUGACAGCGCUUCAUUUUUAACUCUGGUUGUGCACACAGUGGAUUUUACACGGACAACACUGGGAUAUGUUAAACAGCAAUUUUCCAAGUGACAAAUUUAAGGAAAUUAAUUAGCAGGAGAAAGCGUCUUGCAAUAGUGAGAGGAACCUAAAGCUCCGCGGCUGGAAAUAGAAAGGUAACUGUGGACAUCAAUGAGACCAUUCCUGCUACAGCCUAAAAUAACUGGACUUAUUCCAUGAUUUUCUCAAUCCGGAGUCAAUUUUGAUGUUUUCAUCGGAUGUGCAAUUUGAUUUAAUUGUUCAAGAGGAAUAAACGCCACAAUUGAUUCAAUCUAUCAAUUCAACUAUUAUUCUAAAUACGCUUUAACAGUGGACAAUCGUGAUUCUGAUUAUAAUUCAACUGGAACAUUUCUAAAACCUCUAUUCAUAUCUACUUAUCAUAGUGGACUUGUUAAUCGGAAUUUUCCUUUUUGAAUAAAUCAUUGAGCGAAUUUUUUUUAUUUGAUCGAAAUGGUCUGUUCAUCUUUUCAGUCGUGCGUACCAGGUUAUAUGAGCUGCGCCGAUUUACAUGGGUAAAUCACUGUUCUGAGACCAUUCAGUAUGUUUUCACGUUGCUGCCCUCCCCAAUAUCUCGCGCUCUGCAGCAGGCUGGAGGAUUCGGUUUAGUGCAAUGAAGUGCAAUGAAGUAAAAAGACUUUGAACUUACAUAUUGAUUAAAACACAUCUGCAUAUCGGUUAAGAGCUAUUCAUGCCGUUAAAUCUAUUCCCCGGACAACUUUUUGAUUGAAAUGAACAAAUUGGAAAAUUUAGCCUGUUAUCUCUAACGUGAAGGCGAGCGCGUUAUUUGUUUAUAUACAAGAUCCUAAUUACGGAAAAGGAAGAAAGAACAUCAACAGGUACAAUGCAAAACAGAGAAAUGGAUUUGAUACAAUGUCUUUUGGUCGUCCUUUUAUGUUGGACUGGGGCUGAGGCUGUGAUCAAUUUGAAAUAUUGGAUAAACGAGGAGCAAAAACCAGGUUCAGUCAUUGGAAAUGUGACAAAGGACGCACAACUGCAAGGAUUUCAGAUUGCACCUCAACCUCCGUACUUGCGCGUGAUCUCCAAUUCGGAGCCGCGAUGGGUGGAACUCAGUCCGGCUGGAAUCCUUACGACUCAACAAAAAAUCGACAGGGAUGUAGUUUGCCGACAAAACCCCAAGUGCAUUAUCUCUCUGGAAGUGAUGUCGAAGUCGAACUCUAUGGAAAUCUGUGUCAUAAAAGUUGAAAUUAAGGAUUUGAAUGACAAUGCACCUAGAUUUCCAACAAACCACAUUGACAUCGAAAUUUCAGAGAAUGCCUCUCCAGAUACAAGGUUUCCCCUAGAGGGGGCAAGCGAUCCGGACUCUGGCAUCUUCGGUGUGCAAUCAUAUUCCAUCACCCCGAAUGAGCUUUUCGACUUGGAUGUAAAGACUAGAGGGGAUGGGUCCAAGAUUGCUGAGCUAGUGGUGCUAAAAUAUUUAGACAGGGAGACGCAGUCUCACUACACAUAUCAAAUCAGUGCGGAAGAUGGGGGAGACCCUCCUAAAAUUGGUGCUGUUCAGUUAAACAUCAGAGUAAUAGAUUCUAAUGACAACAAUCCCGUCUUUGAUGAGUCUGUCUAUACUGUUAAUGUGAUGGAGAAUUCUCCCAUCAAUACAGUAGUUAUAGACUUAAACGCAACGGAUCCCGACGAGGGCACUAAUGGCGAGGUUGUGUACUCAUUCAACAGUUACGUCACAGACAAAACGAAGGAUGCGUUCAAAAUUGAUCCUAGGACCGGCGUUAUUACCGUAAAUGGUGUCCUGGACUAUGAAUCCAUGCACAUAUAUGAGAUUGACGUUCAGGCCAAAGAUUUAGGUCCCAAUUCAAUACCAGCGCAUUGCAAAGUCACAGUGAACGUGAUGGACUCUAAUGAUAAUCCACCUGUCAUUAGCUUAUUGUCGGUGAACACGGAGAUGGUGGAAGUAAGUGAAAACGCACCUCGUGGAUACGUGAUAGCUUUGGUGAGGGUUUCAGACAAGGACUCGGGCGCCAACGGCAAAGUGCAGUGUAGGCUUCAGGGCAACGUACCUUUUAGGCUGCAAGAAUACGAGAGCUUUUCAACCAUACUUGUUGAAGGCAGACUGGACAGAGAGCAAAGAGACACGUACAAUCUCACAAUUCAAGCAGAGGAUAGUGGUAUUCCACCUUUACGCGCCACAAAGUCUUUUGUCGUUAGAGUUACUGAUGAAAACGACAACCCCCCUCAUUUCCUAAAACCCCACUACCAAGAAAUGGUCCUGGAAAACAACCUGCCUGGUUCAUGUUUGCUGGCAGUAUCAGCUGUAGACCCGGACCUGGGCAUGAACGGAACCGUGUCUUACACAAUAGUUCCAAGUGAAAUAAAACACAUGGACGUUAACACUUAUGUCAGCAUUAAUCCAUCAGGUCGUAUCUAUUCCAUGAGAUCUUUUGACCAUGAAUACACAAGGACAUUUGAUUUCAAAGUGUUGGCCAGAGACAAUGGGAAUCCAUCUUUAUCAAGUAAUGCAACAGUGCGUAUUGUUGUACUGGAUGUCAAUGAUAAUACACCUAUUAUGACAACCCCCCCACUGGUAAAUGGCACAGCCGAGGUGUCUAUUCCAAGAAACGCUGGAGUAGGUUACAUGGUGACACAAGUUAAAGCCGACGACUACGACGAGGGAGAAAAUGGAAGGCUAACAUAUACCAUCUCAGAAGGAGACCGGGCUUUCUUUGAAAUAGACCAGGUGAAUGGCGAAGUUAGAUCAACGAGAAUGUUCGGGGAGAACGCAAAAUCCACCUACGAGAUCACAGUUGUGGCACGAGACCAUGGGAAGCCUUCGCUAUCAGCAUCAGCAUACAUUGUGGUCUACCUGUCACCAGACUUGAACGCACAGGAGUCUAUCGGACCUGUAAACCUGUCUCUGAUCUUCAUCAUUGCCUUGGGUUCAAUUGCUGCUAUCCUGUUUGUCACCAUGAUCUUUGUUGCUGUGAAGUGCAAAAGGGAUAACAAGGAAAUCCGAACAUACAACUGCAGUUUCUUCUACCUGCGCAGGGUGGCGGAGUACUCCUACGGCAACCAGAAGAAGUCCAGCAAGAAGAAGAAGCUGAGCAAGAAUGACAUCCGUCUGGUGCCGCGCGACGUGGAGGAGACGGACAAGAUGAACGUGGUGAGUUGCUCGUCUCUCACCUCCUCGCUCAACUACUUCGACUACCACCAGCAGAGCCUGCCGCUGGGCUGCAGGCGCUCCGAGAGCACCUUCCUCAACGUGGAGAACCAGAACUCGCGCAAUGCCGCCCCCAACCACGGCUAUCAGCACACCUUCACCGGCCAGGGUCCCCAGCAACCCGACCUCAUCAUCAACGGCAUGCCACUGCCAGAGACAGAGAAUUAUUCCAUUGACUCCAGUUAUGUGAACAGCAGAGCACACCUCAUUAAAAGCACGUCGACAUUCAAGGACCUGGAGGGGAACAGUCUCAAGGACAGCGGGCAUGAGGAGAGCGACCAGACUGACAGCGAACACGACGUCCAGCGAGGCCACUACGUGGACACGGCUGUCAACGAUGUGCUGAACAUGACCGUGCCCCCCAACAUCUGCCAGCUGCCCGACCAAGGUAGGAGAAAAGAUCCCGGCGAAGGCUUCCAUUGCCAGGAUGAGUGCCGUAUCCUUGGCCACUCCGACCGCUGCUGGAUGCCCCGCGUUCCGGCCCGCGCCAAGUCUCCGGAACAUGGCCGCAACGUCAUUGCCCUGUCCAUCGAGGCCACCACCGUGGACGUACCCCACUACGAGGACGGCACCGGAACCACUAAAAGGACUUUUGCCACCUUUGGCAAGGAUGGGCCCGAGGAUGUGGAGCGGGGCGAGCUAAGAGGCAAGCGGACAGCCGAAUCUCAGGUGUGCAGCCCCAAGGCUAACGGCGGGGCGGUCCGCGAGGCCGGGAAUGGGCGUGAGGCGGCCAGCCCCAUCACCUCCCCCAUGCACCUGAAGAGUCCCCUGUCCAAGACGCCGUCGGCUUACAACACGCUGAAAUGCCGUGACGCCGAGCGAAUCGCCAACCACAGCCUGCUGAGGCAGCCAGAGGGGAAGGACAGUGAGCCGGCCGUGAGGGAGAUCAACACACUUCUACAAGAUGCCCGGGAAAAGGAGUCUCCGAGCAGCAAGCGCCUGAAGGACAUUGUGCUCUAACAGGCAUCAGUCCCACACAUGCUCUCACACUCAUACACACACACAGUGUAAACACAUGUAUACAUAUGUGUGUAUAUAUAUGUAUGUAUAUAUACACACACACAUAUAUAUUUAUAUAUAUAUAUGUAUGUACUCCGCAAUAGCUGUGUGUGGUCAAGUUAAGGAAUUUUAGAGAGACAAACACACGUUUCUGGCACAGUGUACACUUCCAAAGUAUCAGGCCACACAAGGCCAGAUGAGGAACUGAAGUGUUCUGAGCUUGCUAUGUGCUCGAGAGCCAAGGCAGUUAAUGUGGCUUUGUUGUAGUCGCAGUACUUUUGCUUUUUGUUCAGUUUCUUUGCGUGGGUUCCUGUAAGUAGACCAGCAGGUGACUGUUGACUGCAAAACGUGCCCGAGCGUGCUCUUUGGCCUGUUUUGCCGCAGUAGGACACCGUCGAGAUUUGUUUGGACUCUUAUGACGGUUCUAAGUACAGUUAGCCUUUUGAACUUUUUUGGUAUCAAGUGAACUGAUGUUUGCCUUCCACGGUUUGCAGCUUGUCUCGGCUGCGAACUCGCUCAUUGUUCGUCUGUAGAGCGAGCUCCCACAAUGCAACAGAUGGCAAACGAACAGACGUGCCCGGGAUUCUGUCUGAACCGUUGCCUCUAUUUGCUCCUUCACCAGUUCUCUUUGCAGAGGGAGGGGGAGAGCUCCACACACCCUAGUCUCAUUUCCCCCUCUGUCUGAUAAGAGGAUCCAGAUCUGCGCCCCCCCUAAGGACACCCCAGUGUCAUCAGACUGUGAGGUCUUUACAGUAUUUAUGUUUUAUCACAGAUGGAGUUAAAUGAACUCUGCCUAUCGGCCCAGCCAUUCUGAACGCUGGAAGUGGGACAGACCGAUCCUUCUGUUUCAGCUGAGCUGUAUGAAAGAAAAAAGACACUGCUUUUGAAAUCUCCUCUGCCCAUUCUUGAUUGUAGCCAGUGGAGCAUAAAUUAGAACUUUGUGCUCUGGUCUUGUACUUUUUCUGACUUUUGACUAUGGGGCUAGGAUAGAAGGGAUCGUCACUCACGUCUUGCUAUGUGGAACUCUGUAUAGGGUUUACUAUUAUCAUUUUUAAUAACCUGUUGUUAUGUGACAAUCCCUUUUAAUGUUUUGUUUUGAGAGUAAAAAAAAAGACAAAUAAACAUUGGUGUUCAACUGAAGCUACAGUAGCGUUUGUUACACAAACACAAAAAGAAAAAAACAUAUAUGCCAAAAUAUAUUUUAUAAAUAAUUUAAAAAUGUAUAAUGAGAAUAUUUAAUGCUGUGUAGUUAUUUUGUCAGUAAGUUAUAUUUGAAAUUAACUUGCUUUUGUUUAUUUGGUCUUUUUUUUAAAUUCUGAUUGAUUUCUUUUUCUUUUUCAAAUGAACUUUGAAUUGUUUUGUUAACUGUGUUACCCCUGGCAACUGUUGACUUGCAGUCUACCUUGUUGUAAAGAGUUUCUUAUUGGUCAGUUCUUGUGCCAUCAAGUUUCCGUGUGGGCAAAUAGAAAAUGUAAAAAGACAAAAAAAAAGCAAUUUCAGCACCAACAGUAGUGUGUCAGUUCAAUGAGCUUAGAGUGAGAUAGCAAAAGAAACCAAAAAAAACGCAAACAAAACCUUAAAGAUAACAGGUCGUUGCUUAAUCUAAAUAUUAAAAGUAAAUGAACGAGGGUUAAGCUUGGUGGUUAAGCAAACAAGGGGAUUCCACCGAUAUCUGUGUCUAGAGAAUGGCCACUGGCCCUGUGUUCUGGUUGGAGUGUAUAAGCAAGGCUUGUACUGCAUACCGUAACACAGGAACACAAGGUCAGAGUAUACCUAACUUUAGGCUAUGGGGAUUCAGAGACAUUCAGAGACUAGCUUUGCUCAACAGCCUUGUCAUCCUGCACUUUCUGCUUUGAAUUGAAUUCAAGGAUAAGCUUGAGUAGAGGGUGACACAAUCCAGGUUCACCUUACAGUUGGGAAGUGGAACAAAGGCCUUUGAAGAAACUUAUUGCAAAUCAGCAAUGAGGUUUUCUGUUGCUUUGCAGUUCACUAUGUACAACUUGGAAAAAUGUGAAUGAAAAAAGGACAAAUUGCAUACAACGAAAUAGAUGGUGUAGCUGAAUGUUUUUUGCUGGUCUCACCCAUGGCUUUUGGCAACAUGAAAAUCGGAAUAAUCACUGAAUGUAUACAGCAGCUUAUUAUUAAACUAUUAAAUGUUCACCACUUUGUUUCAGUGUUUUCCGUAGUCAUGAGUUUCUCUUCAUCUCAAAAUUACCAUCAAAUAGUUCAUAAUGAAAUGCACGCAAGUAGGGUGAGUGAGUGAGUGUGCAUUGUUGUAAAUUAAUGAGCAUGACUACAACCCUGCAUAUUGCAAUUAUCCG
Hypomesus transpacificus is the source of this 6729-nucleotide messenger RNA. RefSeq names its product protocadherin 19 (gene pcdh19). Gene Ontology annotation, cellular component: plasma membrane. Gene Ontology annotation, molecular function: calcium ion binding. Bases 1067 to 4369 code for a protein of 1100 amino acids. Lineage: Eukaryota; Metazoa; Chordata; Actinopteri; Osmeriformes; Osmeridae. The transcript is spliced from 5 exons. The record is from RefSeq and is a predicted model, not a curated record. Gene Ontology annotation, biological process: homophilic cell-cell adhesion.